Messenger RNA from Saccoglossus kowalevskii, 2094 nucleotides. Its product is annotated as nucleolar protein 10-like. Lineage: Eukaryota; Metazoa; Hemichordata; Enteropneusta; Harrimaniidae. Gene Ontology annotation, cellular component: 90S preribosome; nucleolus; small-subunit processome. Gene Ontology annotation, molecular function: protein binding. Gene Ontology annotation, biological process: maturation of SSU-rRNA from tricistronic rRNA transcript (SSU-rRNA, 5.8S rRNA, LSU-rRNA). The record is from RefSeq and is a predicted model, not a curated record.
UAUUAGUCUUUUUGCUUUCAUCACAAUGCAAGUAUCAAAUCCGAAUAACGUUAAAAUUUACAAUCUCAGCGUUGGAAGAUCUUUACCAGAUUGGCUUUCUGAUAGAAAGAGAAGACAGCUACUUAAAAAUGAUGUUGAUCUUAGAAGAAGGAUUGAGCUGAUACAGGAUUUUGAAAUGCCUGUGGUUAGUAACUGCAUUCAAGUGUCAAAAGAUAGACAAUAUAUUUUAUCAACAGGAAUAUACAAACCCAGAGUUCGAUGUUUUGAUGUCAACCAGCUUUCAAUGAAGUUUGAAAGAUGUUUUGAUUCCGAAGUUGUAAAGUUCCAUAUCUUAUCAGAAGACUACAGUAAGGUUGUUUUUCUUCAGCAAGAUAGAUAUGUAGAAUUUCAUGCCAAAUAUGGAAGAUACUAUCGACUGCGAAUACCUAAAUUUGGCAGGGAUUUAGCCUAUCAUGAGCCUUCAUGUGAUUUGUACUUUGUUGGGGCAAGUGCAGAAGUAUAUAGAUUCAAUUUGGAACAAGGUAGAUUCCUUAAUUCACUGGUAACUGAUUCAGGGUCAUUAAAUGUUUGUGAAAUUAAUCCGGUUCAUAAUUUAUUUGUCACUGGAACACUAGAAGGUCGAGUGGAAUGUUGGGAUCCCCGAAUGAGGAACAGAGUUGGGAUACUAGACUGUGCAUUGAGCAGUGUGACAGAUCAUACACAUGUGGAUGGAAUGCCUUCUAUCUCAGCAUUAAAAUUCAGGGGUAGUUUGAAUAUGGCUGUUGGCACGACUACAGGGCAGAUUUUAUUGUAUGAUAUCCGAUCAGACAAGCCACUUUUAGUGAAGGACCACCAAUAUGGUUUACCAAUCAAAUCCAUUGAAUUUCACAAUUCACAUAAUUUAGUCAUUUCUGCUGACAGUAAAAUUGUGAAACUUUGGGAUAGAGACACUGGCAAAGCUUACACUUCAAUUGAACCACUCUGCAGUAUCAAUGAUUUAUGUGUUUUACCUGAUACUGGAUUGUUAUUCUUAGCAACUGAAUCUCCAAAAAUGCAAAGUUAUUUUAUUCCGAGUCUUGGUCCUGCAGCAAGAUGGUGUUCAUUUUUAGACAACUUAACAGAAGAACUUGAAGAAGAUCCAAAUCCUGUUGUAUAUGAUGAUUAUAAGUUUGUAACAAAAAAAGAUUUAGAAAAUCUUGGGUUAAAACACUUACUUGGUACAAAUUUACUACGUGCCUAUAUGCAUGGUUUCUUCAUGGACAUCCGACUGUAUCACAAAGCUAAAUCAAUUGCUGAGCCUUUUGCAUAUGAGGAUUAUAAAAAGAAGAAAAUACGGGAAAAGAUUGAAGCUACACGGACAAACAGAGUGAAAGUUGAUAAAUUGCCUGCAGUUAAUAAAGAAUUGGCACAAAAAAUCAUAGAAAAAGAAGACAACAUAGAUAAAAAAAAGAAAAAGAAAGUGUUACCUAGCCUUUUGAAAGAUGACCGUUUUGCUGUUAUGUUUAAAAAUCCUGACUUCCAAGUAGACUUAGAUAGUGAAGAGUUCAGAAUGUUAAAUCCUAUGGUUGCUAGGAUGGAAAAACAGAAAGAGAAGAAACAUCAAGCCAUGCUAGAUGAGAAGUUUGAUGAAAUUGAGGAGGAAGAGGGACGACCUAGUGAUGAAGAGAGCAGCUCAGAUGAAGAGGAAGAGCGGGAAUGGAGAGAAGAGAUGAAGCGACAGCAUCAUCUUGUAAAACAAGAAGAAAGAAUGAAAAGGAAAGUAGAUACCAUGCAAGGAUUGACAGAGUCAAAACCUAAAUUUUAUGAGUUAAAAUCUGGGGAAGAUUUCAAGGCUAUCAAAGAACUCACUAAGAAACGAAAACAUAUCACAAAAAGUUUUGGUGAAAGAAUAAACAAAGACAGCUUUAAGGAUAAUACAGGGAAGUUUGCAGGAAGUAAAGAAAUGACAUUUACACUGAGAAAGAAUGAACGAGAAUCUGCAAAGGAUGCUGCUGCUAGGCAACACAAAGAUGACAGAUUAAAGGUGGGAAGGUCUGCAAAACAUCUUUUGAAGAAAGAGAGGAAACCUGGAAUGGUCUGGAGAAAAAGAAAAUAAAAGCGUACACCCUUUUUAAU